Messenger RNA from Brassica napus (rape), 897 nucleotides. Its product is annotated as transcription factor TCP21. Gene Ontology annotation, biological process: regulation of circadian rhythm. Gene Ontology annotation, molecular function: DNA-binding transcription factor activity; sequence-specific DNA binding. Lineage: Eukaryota; Viridiplantae; Streptophyta; Magnoliopsida; Brassicales; Brassicaceae. The record is from RefSeq and is a predicted model, not a curated record. The transcript has a single exon. The coding region runs from base 78 to 782 and encodes 234 amino acids. Gene Ontology annotation, cellular component: nucleus.
UUCCUGUCUCCACCAGCUUCUUGCUAAACGACUCUUUAAAAUCAUUUACCUCUCAAAUUCUCUCUUCCGGCACCCCCAUGACGAGCAACGACGGAUCAGUGCCUAACGGCGUCAUAGUGGAGCAUCCGUCAGUAGUUAAUAAAGGAGCUCUUAACGCCGUGAAGAAGCCACCGGCUAAGGAUCGACACACCAAAGUAGACGGGAGAGGGAGACGGAUUCGUAUGCCGAUCAUAUGCGCAGCUCGUGUUUUCCAGCUGACCAGAGAACUAGGUCACAAAUCAGACGGCCAGACCAUAGAGUGGCUCCUACGCCAAGCUGAACCUUCUAUAAUAGCCGCCACAGGAACAGGCACAACUCCGGCGAGUUUCUCCACCGCUUCUCUCUCCACUUCUUCCUCGUUUACACUCGGGAAACGAGGCGUGAGAGCGGGGGAGGGAGAAGCUGGCGCCGGAGGAGGAGGGUUAACCGUUGGACCCACAAUGGGGGCUUCUUUGAUGAGUGGUGGUGGGUUUUGGGCGGUUCCGGCGAGGCCGGACUUCGGACAAGUAUGGAGUUUUGCCGCCGGAGCUCCACCGGAGAUGUUGUUUACACAGCAGCAGCAAGCAGCUACUCUAUUCGUCCGACAACAGCAGCAACAACAAGCUUCAGCUGCAGCUGCAAUGGGUGAGGCUUCAGCAGCUAGAGUCGGGAACUAUCUUCCUGGUCAUCAUCUUAACUUGCUUGCUUCUUUGUCGGGUGGGAAUACCGGGUCGGGUCGGAGGGAAGAGGAUAACCCACGUUAAAAAAAAGGUCUUGUAUUUUGUGUUCUUUGGAUUAGGGAUACUUGAGUAUGUAUAGAAAACUUAUCUGUGUUUUAUGUAUUCUAAAAUGGUUUAACGAGUACUUAAUUUGUGUGUU